Molecule: messenger RNA, 2938 nt
Organism: Oncorhynchus masou masou (cherry salmon)
Lineage: Eukaryota; Metazoa; Chordata; Actinopteri; Salmoniformes; Salmonidae
Product: tribbles homolog 1-like
Exons: 3
Coding region: 439-1509 (356 amino acids)
Biological process (GO): regulation of MAP kinase activity; protein phosphorylation; positive regulation of proteasomal ubiquitin-dependent protein catabolic process
Cellular component (GO): nucleus
Molecular function (GO): protein kinase activity; ATP binding; mitogen-activated protein kinase kinase binding
Source: RefSeq, a predicted model, not a curated record
AAUCAGCUGUAGCUUUCUCUGCUCUGUGCUACAGCUAGACUCGUCUCUCUCUCCGUACAGCAGGGAGAAUUUCACACCAGAAAGUACAACGCGAUCUCUCUGGACAUCCUCUCUCCAGUCCAGACGGACCUUUGAGAAACCCUUUUGGGGACUGGACUGGGGCUGUCCCCAAAAAGCGACGACAGGGUUUGACACAGAAACUGUAUUUGAAGGAUACAUUCCACUACCAGAUUCUUGAUGCAGCAUACAAAUAGAUUUAACCUGAGAAGUAAGAGUUGCAGUUUGGUGAAAAGCGUUGGGACAGCAGCUGCUCCAUGCGCAUAGGAAGCUACAAUAAUGAAAAGCACUAUUUGCCAUUAAUCAUAAAUGUAAUCUGAUUUGGAUACAAUACACGGUUUAUUGAUUCGCGUUUGCAGAGUGAUAAUUUGCUCUAUUAGAAUGAUAAACGUUAAGUGGAGCAACCCGAUCCCAUGCAUCCGCACGAGAAGAGUCGGACAGAAACGGGAGGACUCAGAAACGGGUGAAGAACUGGUGUCUAAAUGCGCCAGGCUGAGUGAGCCUCCCGGUGACGCGGGGCUCCUCGGUAGCUCGCCAGGGUCACUGCUGUCCCCGGUCCCCUUGAGUGGCCCGACCCAUCAAGGUCCGUCCCGGAUAGGCCAGUUUCUGCUCCUACAUAUGGCUGACAGGGACAGGAUGCACAGCGCACUCAACAUUGACACUGGAGACGCGUUGGUGUGCAAGGUGUUUGACAUGGGUCUGUACCAGGAGAAGAUCCGGGCCUACCGCAUCCUGCCUGUCCACAGGAACAUCAGCUGUAUCCGAGACAUUGUCCUGGGGGAGCGUUGGGCAUACGUCUUCCUAGAGAAGGACCACGGGGACAUGCACACCUUCGUUAAGAGCUGCAAGCGUUUGGACGAGGAGCGGGCGGCACAGCUCUUUCACCAGGUGACGUCGGCCGUGUCACACUGUCACCAGCAUGGCGUCGUAUUAGGAGACCUGAAGCUACGCAAGUUUGUCUUCUCUGACAGGAAAAGGACCCAUGUGAAGCUGGAAGGCCUGGAAGACUGCAGGGUUCUAGAAGGAGAAGAUGACUCCAUGUCAUACACCUAUGGCUGCCCAGCCUAUAUCAGCCCAGAGAUCCUGAACGUCUCCAGCUCCUACUCCGGGAAGCAGGCGGACAUCUGGUCCCUAGGGGUGAUGCUCUACACUAUGCUGGUGGGACGCUACCCUUUCCACGACCCAGACCCAGCUACCCUCUUCUCCAAGAUCCGCCGGGGCCAUUGCUGCCUACCCGAGAGCCUCUCUCCCCGGGCCAAGUGCCUGCUGCGAUCUCUGCUGAGGAAAGAACCAUGGGACAGACUGACUGCCGCCGAGGUGCUUAUCCAUCCGUGGUUCCACACCACUGCCGCCAACACACAGGAAACAGGGGUCAGUGAACAGGAAGUGGGCUCAGUGGAACAGGCAGUGCCUUCCUGUGAUGUGGAAGAGGAGGAUGAUCUGUUCUGUUGAUCGAUGGGAUGCGUCACCGUGACUGACUCAACCCCUCGAGUGGAAUCGGACAAAAACAUGCUCAAAUGUUACCUUCAAGAGGGUUUAAAUUUGAUUUCGAUUUGUUUUUGGAUAAUGGUUGUAUACUGUUGUGUAUGUACCUCAGACACAAGUGUAUAACUCAAAAGUACUGUAGUGUUUCAUCUAUGUGUGUUAGAUUAAGGGAAUUGUGUGAAGUACUCCACCAUCAUUGUGCGUUGUGUGUGUUCACAAGAAGUAAUUUGGUGCUAAAAACCAGCUCACCGUCACAUGAUGAUGUUUUAUUAGAGUAGAUUAAAGAUACAAUCUGAUGUUUAAACAGACACCCUGACACUGUUUUGGUAAAUAGCUGAGGGAAUAACAGAGUAGAAACUGAGGGGCUAAUAGAGCUGUGGGAAAGUGUAUAUUUCUACCCUGAGUACUGAACUGACAUGUGGCUAUUUCUACCCUGAGUACUGAACUGACAUGGGGCUAUUUCUACCCUGAGUACUGAACUGAUAUCAGACUAUUUCUACCCUGAGUACUGAACUGACAUGGGGCUAUUUCUACCCUGAGUACUGAACUGACAGACUAUUUCUACCCUGAGUACUGAACUGAUAUCAGACUAUUUCUACCCUGAGUACUGAACUGACAUCAGACUAUUUCUACCCUGAGUACUGAACUGAUAUCGGACUAUUUCUACCCUGAGUACUGAACUGACAUGGGGCUAUUUCUACCCUGAGUACUGAACUGAUAUCGGACUAUUUCUACGCUGAGUACUGAACUGAUAUCAGACUAUUUCUACACUGAGUACUGAACUGACAUCAGACUUUCUACCCUGAGUACUGAACUGACAGACUAUUUCUACCCUGAGUACUGAACUGAUAUCAGACUAUUUCUACCCUGAGUUCUGAACUGACAGACUAUUUCUACCCUGAGUACUGAACUGAUAUCAGACUAUUUCUACGCUGAGUACUGAACUGAUAUCAGACUAUUUCUACGCUGAGUACUGAACUGAUAUCAGACUAUUUCUACCCUGAGUACUGAACUGAUAUCAGACUAUUUCUACCCUGAGUACUGAACUGAUAUCAGACUAUUUCUACCCUGAGUACUGAACUGACAGACUAUUUCUACCCUGAGUACUGAACUGAUAUCAGACUAUUUCUACGCUGAGUACUGAACUGAUAUCAGACUAUUUCUACCCUGAGUACUGAACUGAUAUCAGACUAUUUCUACCCUGAGUACUGAACUGAUAUCAGACUAUUUCUACCCUGAGUACUGAACUGAUAUCAGACUAUUUCUACGCUGAGUACUGAACUGAUAUCAGACUAUUUCUACGCUGAGUACUGAACUGACAUCAGACUAUUUCUACCCUGAGUACUGAACUGACAGACUAUUUCUACCCUGAGUACUGAACUGAUAUCAGACUAUU